UCAGUUUCGGCUUUGCUUUAUCUUCGUGUCAGGAUAAAAGCAAACGUUUCUUCUGCCGCGCGCGCGGUUGUUUGCCGGGACAAUAUAGCUGGCUUCUCUCUUGAAGCGUCCGUUCCGGAAAAGGUCAGGAAUCGUUCCGCUAGCAGUCAUUCAACGGAGAUACCAUGCGAGAAGGUAUUUCGAGUGCUUUUGGCACCUACGGGAAGAAAUACGUGCGAUAUGUGUUUCCAUAAAUUACGUAAAAGUGACAAUACAGCCGGCGUAUCGACCGAAUUGUAUCUUCUUCGUAACUCGAGUCAAAGUGGUAACAUUUGGUCUAUUGCUGUCUUUUUUGACGCUGAGUGAAGCCCAGUCAGACUGCAACUAUUUUCAAAACAUGGAACCUGGAGAAUCGUAUUAUAUAUAUAAUCCAAUGUAUCCCAAUUCGUACCCGCGAGGAAGCUAUUGCACGUGGAAAGCAAACAGCCCUUAUACCAUAAAACUUAAUUGUGAAGUCAAUAUGUCCACGAGUCCGGGUUGCAAUGAAGACCAGCUUUCGAUCCAAUUUGCUGGGCAAGAUAUAAAUAGCUAUUGCGGUACGGGUAGUUUAGAACUCGUGGGUUCAAAUGUAAUUGUCUACUUUAAAUCGUCAUAUUAUACGCAAGGGGGUAAAUUUUGGUGUCAUUUACGAUCGGAAAAACCGUUGGACGAUUGCAGAUGUGGUUGGAAGAAUCCGGCUCCAGCUAUAGUCGGCGGCAAGGAAACCGGUGUAAACGAAUUUCCAAUGAUGGCUGGUCUCGUUGAUAGCGUCGAAAGAAUUUUAUAUUGCGGCGCGACCAUAAUAAGUACGCAACACGUAAUAACAGCCGCUCAUUGUGUAAAGGACAGAGAUCCUGGAAAGCUUGGUGUAAUUGUCGGCGAACAUGAUACAAGUACAGGCACCGAAACCAAUGCGACCAAGUUGUACCGCAUGAAGGAGUGCAUGAUACAUCCUGGGUAUUUUCCUGGCAACACUAUUAAUCAGAACGACAUAGCUGUUUGUCAAAUUAUUGGCUCGAUAACAUAUAAUGACAAAGUCAGUCCAGUCUGUCUGCCAUUUCAGCAUAGUCGCGAUUCAUUUGACGAAUCUAUAGUGACGGCGUUGGGAUGGGGCCUAAAGGAAUUUGGCGGUGAAAAGGCGGUUGAGUUGCAUGGAGUGGAAUUGGACGUAAUCAACCUUUCGGAUUGCAAGCGAGCAUAUUAUGGCAUAACAGACGGUCACAUGUGCACUUACACCCCGGGGAAAGAUGCUUGUCAGAUGGAUAGUGGCGGGCCAGCGAUUUGGAAGAAUCCUAUCACGUAUAAUAAUGUGCUAGUCGGCAUUAUAUCUUCCGGAGUUGGUUGCGCUACCGACAAACCAGCUGUCUCUACGCGUGUUGGGCGCUACAUUGAUUGGAUACAGAGCGUAACACCUGGCGUGCGAUAUUGCCAACUGGAGUGAUCGUUCUAUGCUUAUGCAGAAGCGAAACGAUGAGGGAUAAUAGCACGAUAUUGCAGGAGAUGGAGCUGCUACUACACGCUGAUGCCAUGUUCGUGCAUACAUUUUUUAUCUUAUGAAACACACAUAUACACUAAAGGCCGGUCCAGAAUAAGUUGCAACGUUCAGUUGCGAAUUGCGGAAUGGCAAGUUGUCAAUUGCAAGUUACAAAUCAUUGCAACGCCUAAUCCACAUGUAGAUGUCGAAAGUUUGCAAGUUGCAAAGAAACAGCCAAUCAGAAAAUAGAACCCGCUUUUUCGUUGUCCUAUAAUUUUGAUUGAGACUUAGCUAGAAAAAUUGUCAAAUAAUAUUGGCUAUUUUGUGAAGUUUAAUGAAAGUUAUUUUAAUAAGAUAAGAUAGCGUUAAAACACAACAAGAAAUAAAUGAAAUUACUUGAUGUCUGACAGCUUCGAGGCUCUAUAUUGAAGCUAUGAAUUAAAAUUAACCUCAAAUUUUGCAUAAAGACGGUACAUAAAAAGAAAUAGCUGUUUUAUUGAGUAACAUAACAAUAAUUUUCCAAGCAUUAUCUAUUUUCUUCUAUUAUUCUUAAAAUUCGGUGCAGUUUUAUUAACUAGAGAUUGAUUUGUCUUUAUGUGUACAAUUAGUAAUCGUAUUUCGAACUCAUCCCAUUCUUUUGCAACUGCUUCAAACACAUCCAAUUCGUACUGCCCUUCAGUAUCUAUUUCUUUUUACAAAUAAUGGAAUGCAUACAAGAUAUCUACAAAACCAUGAAAAAUUACAUCACACCUUUUGUAUCACACAAUCUUUAUCUGUGGUGUCGUGUUUCAUUUUUCGUACUCUACCUGAACUCGAUACUUGAUUGACUGAGACGUUGCGAUUACCGAUUGCUCUUGCCAAGAAGAAGUUGAAAGUUGAGUAACUCUUUUUUAACAACCGCAAUUCCCUGUUGCGAUCGGAAAUAGUACUUUGCAACUAGUAGUAGUUGCUAUCCUUCGCAACUCGCAACCUAUUCUGAACCGGUCCUAAGAGAUACGUGCGAACAAUAUCAACACGAUGUAUCAAGUUUUAAUAUCACAUUGACGACGGUGAAUUAUAUUCGUUUUCAUUUGCAAGUAACAGUUAAUCUUUCA
Harpegnathos saltator (Jerdon's jumping ant) is the source of this 2586-nucleotide messenger RNA. RefSeq names its product venom serine protease 34. NCBI's taxonomy places the organism in Eukaryota, Metazoa, Arthropoda, Insecta, Hymenoptera, Formicidae. Gene Ontology annotation, biological process: proteolysis. Bases 377 to 1459 code for a protein of 360 amino acids. Gene Ontology annotation, molecular function: serine-type endopeptidase activity. The record is from RefSeq and is a predicted model, not a curated record. The transcript is spliced from 8 exons.